Molecule: messenger RNA, 501 nt
Organism: Suillus paluster
Lineage: Eukaryota; Fungi; Basidiomycota; Agaricomycetes; Boletales; Suillaceae
Exons: 3
Coding region: 1-501 (166 amino acids)
Source: RefSeq, a predicted model, not a curated record
AUGCCUGGAAUGACAAAAGCUGAGUUUCAAAAUUGCCAAAAUUCCGGCAGUGCAUAUUGGGUACAUGGUGAUAUAUCAUUUGUAAUGGCAUCUAAACUAUUUGCCGUGAACCACGGUUCGAACCGGACUUUUGGUCCGGUUCUCUGUGGUUCGGUCCAUGGUCCUCGCGCCAGCCCGAACCAGACCGGAAAACGGUUCUCAGUUCUAGGUCCUCCCGAACAGUUCCAUUUUGGUUUGGCCGACCCGAACCAUUCCGAACCCUUAUCGACUUCGACUUCGACUUCAUCUGCUUCGACGUCAGACUAUAGUCUUCAGGAUUUGCACUCUCGGUUGAUCAUGCUGCCUUUAGGCUUUUUGAGGUGCACUUCAUUCCACUUCGAGAAAUCAGCAAUAGGCGCAGAAAUGACCACAUCUCAUCCACUGACCGCGUCGAUAUUUGUUGCUUUGACAAAAUGGGAACUAUUACCACGGAGAAAUGCCUUCAAGGGGAAAAUUGGAUGA